Messenger RNA from Puccinia graminis f. sp. tritici CRL 75-36-700-3, 622 nucleotides. RefSeq lists its product as uncharacterized. The record is from RefSeq and is a predicted model, not a curated record. NCBI's taxonomy places the organism in Eukaryota, Fungi, Basidiomycota, Pucciniomycetes, Pucciniales, Pucciniaceae. The transcript is spliced from 2 exons. Bases 17 to 457 code for a protein of 146 amino acids.
CCAGUCUUGAUUCCUCAUGUGGUUCAAUUUUUGUAGUCCACUCGAAAUGAGGACUUCCCUGAAUUCGUGCACAGAAACACCUGAGCACUAUUACAACAGCUGUCCCGAAGUUGUCAUGCGGGAUGCUCAAUAUUUUUCGCCUUUGAACGUUUCGGAUGAUCUGUUGGAUGAUACUUGGUCCGAAGACUCACCACUCGGCUUUGAAAACUUCAUGGAGAUCGAGCCGGACUACAGUUGGAUCGGGGAGGGAUGGGAGGACCAGUGCAUCGAUGUAGAAAUGGUGGAUCUAACCGGAUCAUUCGAAAACAUCUCGUGUAUGAGCGAUUUCGAAAUCUACGAAGCGACCGAAAAGCUUUGGAGUUUGAAACUUGAAGACAAUGCUGUCGCGUGGUUUCCGUCCGAUAUCUACAUGGUCGACGUACGGCAAGACGAUAGCGAUUAUAUCAUGUCCUUUUAAAAAAGAAAGCUCACAGAAUUGAAAAGAAUAAAUGCCACUCCCCAGCUUACCUCUUGUUACAAUAUGCAUAUUCAGCUCAACACUAUCCCCAAAUUGCAGUCAAUGUUUUCCAUGUUUGUUAUAAAUUGUAUUCAUCCUUUGGCUCAUUUAUCAAUCUGAAUUUUG